AUGAAGUUUCACAUUGACGAUCUACCUGUUGUCUUCCCUUAUGACCGGAUAUAUCCUGAACAAUAUGCGUAUAUGUGCGACUUGAAGCGCACCCUGGAUGCAACGGGCCACUGUGUCCUUGAGAUGCCUUCCGGGACAGGCAAGACGGUGUCCCUAUUGUCUCUCAUUGUAUCGUACCAGCAAUUCUACCCGGCAAAACGCAAGCUUAUUUACUGCUCGCGAACCGUGCCUGAGAUUGAGAAAGCGCUGGAAGAGCUGAAGCGUCUUAUGGCAUAUCGUGUCUCAUGUGCCGAGACAGAGGAAGAGAAGAAAAAGGAGGAGAGCUUUUAUGGGCUCGGCCUAACCAGUCGGAAAAACCUCUGCAUUCAUCCAGAGGUCGCCAAAGAGAAGAAAGGGAAAGUAGUAGAUGCUCGUUGUCGCGAUCUUACAAAUUCUGCAGUAUGUGAGAAAGGCCGCCAGAAUCCCGGAUCAGUCGAACUCUGUGACUGGCAUGAGAACUUAGGAAAGCUUGAACCAGGCAGCAUCAUUCCGCCUGGUAUCUGGACGCUUGCAGAUGUUCUUCAAUACGGCCGCGAUAACACCAUUUGCCCGUAUUUCACCGUCCGCAGAAUGUUGACUCAGAUGCCCUUCGUAGAUGUGGUCAUCUACUCCUUCCAUUAUCUUCUGGAUCCGAAGGUUGCCGAGCAAGUUUCCAAAGAAAUGUCGAAGGAUGCAAUAGUGGUCUUCGACGAAGCCCACAAUAUCGACAAUGUCUGCAUCGAGUCCUUGAGCAUCGAUUUGACCAGACCAAUGCUGGAUUCAGCAGCCAGAAGUGUGGGUAAACUGGGCGACAAGAUAGACGAGAUCAAGAAGACAGACGCCUCCAAAUUGCAAGAUGAAUAUGCCAAACUGGUUGAAGGUCUGCAAGAUGCUGCCAAUGAUGAGGAUGCGUUCAUGUCCAAUCCAGUGUUGCCGGAAGAUCUCCUCAAAGAGGCUAUUCCUGGUAAUAUCAGGAAGGCCGAACACUUCGUGGCUUUCCUCAAACGCUUCGUUGAGUAUUUGAAGACUCGAAUGCGUGUCUUGCACGUUGUAGCAGAGACACCUCUAUCAUUCCUGCAGCACCUGAAAGACAUCACGUACAUAGAACGUCGACCGCUGCGCUUCUGCGCAGAACGCUUACAAUCACUCGUGCGAACUCUUGAGCUGAGCCGGAUAGAUGAAUAUUCUGCUCUGCAGAAAGUGGCGACAUUUGCUACUCUGGUCGCAACAUACGAGAAAGGGUUCCUGUUAAUCCUUGAGCCUUUCGAAACCGACAAUGCCACGGUCCCGAAUCCGAUAUUCCACCUAACAUGCCUCGACCCGGCCAUAGCAAUCAAGCCGGUCUUUGAACGAUUCAGUUCUGUUGUCAUUACAUCCGGAACCAUCUCCCCACUGGAUAUGUACCCCAAGAUGCUGCAGUUUCAGCCUGUCGUUCAGGAGUCGUAUGCGAUGACACUUACCCGGAACUCCUUUUUGCCAUUGGUUAUUACUCGUGGUAGUGACCAAGUCGCGAUAAGCUCCCGCUUCGAAGUGAGGAACGACCCAGCGGUGGUACGCAACUUCGGCAGUAUCCUCAUUGAAUACAGCAAGAUCGUCCCGGAUGGCAUUGUAGCUUUCUUCCCAAGCUACCUAUACAUGGAAUCCAUUGUGGCAGCAUGGAACGAUAUGGGCAUCUUGAAUGAAGUGUGGAAGCACAAGUUGAUAUUCGUGGAGACCCCAGACGCCAAUGAGACGAGCAUUGCGCUAGAGAACUACCGCAGGGCAUGUGACAACGGACGCGGAGCUGUCCUUCUCUCUGUCGCGCGUGGUAAGGUUUCCGAAGGAAUUGACUUUGAUCACAAUUAUGGAAGAGCUGUCAUCAUGUUUGGUGUCCCGUACCAGUAUACGGAGAGUCGAAUCUUGAAGGCCCGCUUGGAAUAUCUGCGAGAUGCAUAUCGUAUCCGAGAGUCCGAGUUCCUCGGCUUCGACGCGAUGCGGAAUGCAGCGCAGUGCGUCGGACGCGUUCUUCGCGGAAAAACUGACUGGGGCCUCAUGGUUUUCGCGGAUAAGCGAUUUGCUCGCGCCGAUAAGCGCGCUAAGCUGCCCCGAUGGAUCAACCAGUAUAUUACCGAGACGGCCUCCAACCUGUCCACGGACAUGGCGUUGACACUGUCAAAGCUCUUCAUGCGCACGAUUUCGCAAAACCCGAAUGAGAACCAGACCGGCAUAUCGCUCUGGAGACUGGAGGACAUUGAGAAGGCACAAGCGAAGCAGAAGGAGCUGGCGUUUGAGGCCGAGCAGCAACAUGGCGAGCCUAUGGACGAGGACGACGAAUAUGGCGACGGCGGACUUGAUGAUCGCAUGUUGGCCGACGUCGACUUGGAUGUAUGAUACGGUCAUAUUCGUAGAUACUCGAUACAUAUGAUACACUGGUAUAUGGC
Messenger RNA from Postia placenta MAD-698-R-SB12, 2438 nucleotides. RefSeq lists its product as hypothetical. The transcript is spliced from 20 exons. Gene Ontology annotation, biological process: positive regulation of mitotic recombination; transcription by RNA polymerase II; nucleotide-excision repair. Gene Ontology annotation, cellular component: nucleus. Bases 1 to 2388 code for a protein of 795 amino acids. Lineage: Eukaryota; Fungi; Basidiomycota; Agaricomycetes; Polyporales; Adustoporiaceae. The record is from RefSeq and is a predicted model, not a curated record. Gene Ontology annotation, molecular function: DNA helicase activity; hydrolase activity, acting on acid anhydrides, in phosphorus-containing anhydrides; damaged DNA binding.